UUUUGAAGUAGAAAACGAGGGGACAAAAAAAAAACCACAACAGAUAGCGAGAUCGAGAAAGCUAUCUAGAGCAUCCGAGUUGGCAAGAAGCAGAUAUAUGAAAGGCCCACAAAAACAAAGAUACUCUUCUCUCGCAGACCCUCAAAGCAUGUGGAAAGCCAACAUGCCACGUGUAUGACAUUCGUGUCCACAUUUUCCACGUGGCAUGCCACAGGAGGCUUGCCAAGAUCGCGCGCAACACCAACCUCUUAUCCAACAAAAUCCCUUUGGUUUUGCUUGUACUUCUGUCCCUCUCUUUCUUUCUUUCUCUUUCCUCCUCUGCCCCAAACGGCUAUUGAACAAGUUUUUUUUUUUGAAACGCCAUGGCCGUCAUAGCUAGUGUUGGUGCUUUGUCUUUGCCAAUCUCUUUGUGCAGAUCAUGCAAUAUUAGUUCUAAAAAGUUUCAGGGCGUUAGAGGAGGCUUUGGUGUGUUUGCUGUGUUUGGGGAAGAAAGUAGCUUGGAGGAUAAGAAGAGCCCGUGGGGCACUCUCUUUGAUGUAGAGGAUCCAAGGUCUAAAGUCCCACAAUGUAAAGGAAAGUUUUUAGAUGUCUAUCAGGCCUUGGAAGUGGCUAGAUAUGAUAUUCAGUACUGUGAUUGGCGGGCCCGGCAAGAUUUGCUCACAAUCAUGCUUCUUCAUGAAAAGGUAGUGGAAGUGUUGAAUCCUCUAGCUCGUGAAUACAAGUCUAUUGGCACCAUGAAGAAGGAGCUUGCUGAAUUGCAAGGAGAACUAGCACAAGCUCACAAACAGGUACAUAUAUCUGAAGCAAGGGUUGCUGCUGCUUUGGAUAAACUAGCUUACAUGGAGGAAUUGGUUAACGAUAAGCUGUUAGAGGAUAGUAUCACAACAGAAUCCAACCUAGCAUCCCCUUCUUCUAGUAUAUCAAUACAAUCAUUAGAUACUGUGAAGAGGAAGUUGCCCCGGAAGAGCUUGGAUGUGUCUGGUCCAGUUCAACCAUAUCACCUCCGCUUGAAGAAUUUCUGGUAUCCUGUUGCUUUCUCCACUGAUCUGAAGGAUGACACUAUGAUUCCAAUUGAUUGCUUUGAGGAGCCAUGGGUUCUUUUUCGUGGAAAAUAUGGGAAUCCAGGAUGUGUCCAGAACACCUGUGCACAUAGGGCAUGUCCUCUUCACCUUGGUUCAGUGAAUGAGGGUCGUAUCCAAUGUCCCUACCAUGGAUGGGAAUACACAACAGAUGGAAAAUGUGAAAAAAUGCCAUCUACGCGAUUACUUAAUGUGAAGAUAAGGUCAUUGCCAUGUCUGGAGCAAGAGGGAAUGAUCUGGGUUUGGCCUGGUGAUGACCCACCGACAGCAACCCCUCCUUCCUUAGAACCUCCUUCUGGAUUUGAAAUUCAUGCUGAGAUUGUCAUGGAACUUCCGGUUGAACAUGGGCUACUUUUGGAUAAUCUUUUGGAUCUCGCUCAUGCUCCUUUCACUCACACUUCCACAUUCGCCAAGGGAUGGACUGUUCCUAGUCUGGUAAAGUUUUUGACCCCAGCAUCUGGUCUCCAAGGAUACUGGGACCCUUAUCCCAUUGAUAUGGAAUUUCGACCACCUUGUAUGGUGCUAUCGACCAUCGGGAUAUCAAAGCCUGGGAAACUGGAAGGACAGAGUUCCAAGGAAUGUGCGACACACCUUCACCAACUUCAUGUAUGCUUACCUUCAUCACGAAAGAAGACAAGACUAUUAUACAGAAUGUCACUAGAUUUUGCUCCCGUAUUGAAGCGCAUUCCUUUUAUGCAUUAUUUAUGGAGGCAUUUUGCAGAACAGGUGUUGAACGAGGAUCUGCGACUUGUUAUUGGCCAGCAAGAACGUAUGAUUAAUGGGGCUAAUGUCUGGAAUUGGCCAGUAGCCUAUGAUAAGCUAGGAGUGAGGUACAGAUUAUGGAGAGAUGCUGUUGAACGAGGAGCUAAACAAUUACCCUUCAGCAAACCAAUGUAAAUUUUAUCUCUGGCAACCUAUUUAACAACCCUUCUCACAUUAUCUGGACCAUCUCUUGCACUCUCAAACAUGCUUAGUACCACAAUCAAGGAUACUUUAAAGGUUUGGCAUUGGUAGGAGUUGUUUUCUACCCAAAAGCCCUAGUAAAAUAUAGAACUGUACACUGCUUUUAUAGUUUUUGUGUACAGUCCAAAUCCAAUCCCCAUUUUUUUCUCCUUUGAUAACCCCGGACCAGAGAAAUGAUCAGAAUUUUUUUUUGUUGCCUUAGAACUUGGAAGCCAAAGUUAGUCUCUUGUCCUGCGGCAGCAAAGAUCCUUGUACUAUAAUGACUGAUGUUUAAAGAAAUCUUGAACGGAUCACUAUUUUACUU
Messenger RNA from Durio zibethinus, 2346 nucleotides. RefSeq names its product chlorophyllide a oxygenase, chloroplastic-like. Gene Ontology annotation, cellular component: chloroplast; cytoplasm. Gene Ontology annotation, biological process: chlorophyll biosynthetic process. Lineage: Eukaryota; Viridiplantae; Streptophyta; Magnoliopsida; Malvales; Malvaceae. Gene Ontology annotation, molecular function: iron ion binding; chlorophyllide a oxygenase activity; 2 iron, 2 sulfur cluster binding. The record is from RefSeq and is a predicted model, not a curated record.